UGUAUACUAAUUAAGUAAAAUGUGAAAUAGUGAAGCAUGAUACAAGUAUUUAUGAAAAGGUAGUUGUAAAUAAUAUCUAGUAUUUACUGGAAGUUUCGUGCACAAAUAUUUUAGUCAUGCACCUUCGUUCAGAUAUUAAGAAACAUGCAUCGUAAUCAAGUCAGGUUGACCUAGUGACUCUGUAUUGUCAUAAAAUACUUGAAUGUUUAUCAAUGUCCUUCCCCUUCAACCAUUAUGUAACCAUCGCAUGAAAUAUGUCGCCUAAAGUAUUUCAUUUAACACUGCACCUGCUAAUUUGAACAUGUUACUGCAUAUAAUUUCGGACACCUGUGUAGCACAUGAUCUGAUCUAUUUCAUAUUACAUCGACGCUUAAAAUAUUAAAAUCUUAAACAUUAUAUAUACAUGAGACGAUCAUAAAUGGUUAACUACUUAACACAUAAAAAUAGACAUGCAAAAAAAGUAAUCGUUAUAAAUAUUUAAGACAUAAAAAUAAACAUGUUAAGUUAAGAUUUUAAUUUUAUUUUCAAGACAUUAUGUCUUUCUAAUAAUGAUGUAUAAGAAUGGAUAAAACACUUAAAUAUCUUUCAUUUGUAGUAUUCUUUUUUGCUGUUAUUUGCUUUGCUGUUGUUCCGAACAUUCUUCGUUUAAUGGAAACCACUUCAAAAAACAAUAAAAUUUGUCUUCCGGCUGCAAAUGGAAGGAUACAAUGUGGAGCAAAUUUGUAUGAUUUACGUGAUUACUUAAACAAUAGCAUUGCAAAUACAUACGUUAAAGUGAUGAAAGAAGAUAGAGACCAUCAACAGAAGUACCUAGAAGACAACAAAGUUCGUUUGAUGAGCGUUUCAGAUCAAUUUUUCUGGGAAGCAAAGCCAUCAGCCAGUUUAAAAGGGAAAGAACAACCUGACACAAUAACAGAUAUAAAAGUGGCUGAAAUGACAGCUAUUACGGAAUGGAUGUACGAUAAAAAUCCUCUUAGCACUAGCAGUUUUUUAAGGAACGGAGUACGCUAUAGGAAGGGUCGCCUUGUUGUACCAGUUGAUGGCACAUACUAUCUGUAUUCAUUUAUUGAUUUAUUUGAACCUUGUGAUCAGUCAACUGGAAAACCAAACAUUGAAGACUUGAGGAAACCUAUAAAGCAUGCUCUGUUUAAAUUCAAUAUAGAUACAGCAGAAUCGGAGAUAACUUCAAACAUUCAACCUCAUCAUAUCUCAAAGAACAAAUUUUAUAAUUCGUACAGUAGCUAUGUAUCUAUUAUUGUAAGUCUGAAAGCAGGUGAUGAAAUUUCAGUUAAAGUUAGUUAUAUAAGGUACCUGAAAUACACAAAAGAUAACUCUUUUGGACUUUACCUGAUAUGAAUUCAGAGAUCCAUGUCGCAAAAUGUGCUUAAGAUUGUGCCCCUGUGAAACAGUUACUAAAUUUCUGAUUAUCAGCUAGUGUAAGUGCGAGACAAUAUAGUAGUUUUUCUCGUAGGCAUGUAACCGGAGAUUAAAAAUCCUAUUUUAAAUAAUUAUAAUUUAUUUAAGUUACUGUUUUGCUAAGUAACAAUGUUUUAUUCCAUGUAUUUUUUAUACUUAUCAUCCAUUUUCUUAGAGAAACGUAAACACACUUUACUUUCAAGAUAUCCGUUUUAAUUGCAUUUUAGACAGUUUCUGGUACGUUACUAUGACCGGCUUUAGCUAAAUUUUUGACGGAAUUAUGUAGUCUGAUUUUUGUGUAUUUUCUCCGUUAUAAGUUAUAACGGUAUAAACUUGUUUAUGAGGCCAUCAUAAUUGUAACAAAGUGUUUGAUAUCUAUAUUUAUUUUUUCAUAGGUCUAAGAGUCUAUGUUUAAUUUCUAGCGUUUUUGGUAAUUCAGCCAGCCAAUAUUUAUCGGUCGGACCAACCAUUCUUUGGUUCCAAUCUCAACCAUUUUGGUAAACCAGCCACUUUAAACAUUUUAUUAUAGUUGGGCUAUAUUUUGGGUAUAAAAAGGCCCAGAUGUUUGGUUGAACUGCAGAGUCUUGAUUAGAACUACAGGGAGAAAAACCUGUUUCGUUAAUUUCCAAGUUUGGGCGGAAAAUUGAUAAAAGUUGUAUGCUGCAUUACGUAUAAAAGGAACGCUUCGUGAUAAAUUACGAUUAUUUUUUGGAAUAAACAGUACUGAGCUA
Ruditapes philippinarum (Manila clam) is the source of this 2147-nucleotide messenger RNA. RefSeq lists its product as uncharacterized. Gene Ontology annotation, cellular component: membrane. Gene Ontology annotation, biological process: immune response. The record is from RefSeq and is a predicted model, not a curated record. Gene Ontology annotation, molecular function: tumor necrosis factor receptor binding. The coding region runs from base 562 to 1356 and encodes 264 amino acids. NCBI's taxonomy places the organism in Eukaryota, Metazoa, Mollusca, Bivalvia, Venerida, Veneridae. The transcript is spliced from 3 exons.